Messenger RNA from Ceutorhynchus assimilis (cabbage seed weevil), 2208 nucleotides. Lineage: Eukaryota; Metazoa; Arthropoda; Insecta; Coleoptera; Curculionidae. The record is from the annotation of a GenBank genome assembly.
AAACGUCAAACAAAAAACAAACAAAAAAAUUUAAUUUUUGUAUUCCUUAUAUUUUUUUUACUUUUUAACUUAAAAAUUCCAAAAAAUAGUCACAAAAAUGAAUGAAAACAAACAAGAAAACCUUCUCGACAAUCUAAGUUCAGCUAUAAAUACAAAAAACGAACCAGACAUCCUUAAAACCAUAGAAAUCUUAUGCGGCAAAGUUGAACAGGUAAAAAUACAAGAGGCAGAUACAUUUGAAGAACUUUUAAAUGGAAAUAAUGAAAAUCUACAAACCGCGGGGGCCGAAUUAAUAGCUGAACUGUGCAAGAAUGAUGAAAACAGAAUGGUUAUUGCAAAACGAGAAAUCGUCAAUAGACUUUUGCAUUUUUUGAAUUCAAGUUCACCUUUGUUGAUAUUUGCAACUAUCAGAGCCUUAGGCAAUAUUUGUUAUGAAAAUAAAGAGGCUUGCCAGUUGAUUGACAAAGCAGGCAUCGACAGUAUUUUAAGGUUGUUAAAAAACGAUUCCAAAACUGAUUUAACUAUAAAAAUUUGUGGACUCUUAAUUAAUUUAAUCAGUAGCGAUUCUUUACCAAAAACAGCAUUAAAUGGUGGGAUUUUGUCUACAAUUGAAACUUUAUUAGACAAAUAUAAGGAUAGUGAGACCCCACUGAAUCACCUUUUGAAUAUCACAAUAUUUCUCACUGAAUAUAUAGAUGAUGAAGAGUUUAUUUUUACUGAGAAUCUGGUAAAAAUUAUUAUAGAAAUAUUUAAAAAAUCUGAAAUACCUGAAAUAUGUGUCAUGUGCCUGGAUAUUCUUCUUCCUUUGUCAGAAAAGGAUGAAUUCAAGUGCAUUUUGGCUAAAGAAGGAGUUUGUGAAUUGCUAUUUCAUUUAAUUGAAAAAUAUAAAGAUAAAGCAAAUGAUGAAGAAGGCAGAGCCCUUUUAAAACAAGCCUGUGAUCUUAUAGUUAUAAUACUUACUGGAGAUGCUUGUAUGGACCUUUUGUACAACGAUGGAAAAGGAAAAACUUAUCAGAACAUGUUAGUUUGGUUAGAUUCUAAAGAUUCUGAUUUACUAACCACAGGUAUUCUCGCUAUAGGAAAUUUUGCCAGAAAAGACUCUUACUGUAUUCAAAUGGUCAAAGACGGAAUAGCCAAAAAACUUAUUGAUCUUUUAAAACAAUUUUCACAGCCUAGUGAUCCUUGCAAAAUACAACACGCUUUAUUGUGCACUUUGAAAAAUUUAGUAAUUUCAAAAGAAAAUAAACCACAAGCUUUAAAAGAUGGCAUAAUAGAAGUAAUGUAUCCAAUGCUAAAAUUCGAAGACAGAUAUAUUGUGGUUUUCAAAGUUUUAAGCACAUUUAGAAUAGUAAUCGAUGGUCAGCCUAAUGCGGCAUUGAAUUUAUUAUCCAGAAAAGAUUUCAUUGAACGUUUAGUGUAUUGCUGCUAUAAUUCGGACCAUUUAGGUGUCAGAGGUGAAGUGCCAAGAAGUUUCAGUUGGCUGAUUAAAAAUACUAAAUCCUCUGAGCCAUUUCCUAUGUUUGUAUCAGUAAAAGAUAGCACUAAGUGUAUAGUAGAAAUGAUAUCUUCAAAUCAUGCGGUGAUGCAAAAUGAAGCUUUUAUUGCACUUAGAAUUUUGGCAGUUGGUUUGCAUAAUUCGAAUAGUUUGGAUCCAUUUUAUACAUCCCUAUGUGAAGCUGCUUUAGGCAAAAAUUUCAACUUUGUCUUGAAUAAAUAUGGAGAAAAAUGGGACCAGCCAAUAUUUGAAAAUUGUUUAAGCUUACUAGAGAAUCUUGUUGAUUCAAAUGAAAUUGUAAAAGAUCUUAAAGACAAUGAAAUUGUUGAUAGUUUGGAGAAAUUGAAUAGCCAUAAUUGCUUGGACAGGGUGCAGAACCUAUUGGCGAUUUUAAGGAGAUAAAUUAUUUAUUGUUCAUUCCAAAAAAAAAAUAAUAGAAUAAUAGUUUAGUUUGCUUUAAAAAAAAUUCACACAAUUUUGUCAUGACACACACACACAUAUCUAAAUUUGAAAUGAGCUUUUAAAUAUGCUAGGUUAAUAUUAAAACUUGUUGAUUAUUAGUGUUAAAACCCUUAUGAGACCAAGAAAAACAUGUAGUGUUUAGCAUUUUUUUAGGGGCUUUUUGCAAUUUUACCAUUUUAUCAAAUCCAUUUUUGAAUCUUUUAGAUUUCUAGUUAAACUUGUUCGUUGAAAAUAAAGUAUUUUAGUAAGAA